Molecule: messenger RNA, 9466 nt
Organism: Peromyscus maniculatus bairdii (prairie deer mouse)
Lineage: Eukaryota; Metazoa; Chordata; Mammalia; Rodentia; Cricetidae
Gene: Glra3
Product: glycine receptor alpha 3
Biological process (GO): chloride transport; monoatomic ion transmembrane transport
Cellular component (GO): postsynaptic membrane; plasma membrane
Molecular function (GO): transmembrane signaling receptor activity; glycine binding; transmitter-gated monoatomic ion channel activity
Source: RefSeq, a predicted model, not a curated record
CUGCAAGCUGGCCAGGCUCAUGAGAUGCUUCUAGAAGAAACUGAUUCUGCUCCGCAUGUGCACCGCAUACCCAGCUUCCCAAGCUCUUCUCAAGGAUGUGGGUUCACUCUAGCAUUACAGUGUAAGCUGUCUUCACUAAAUUGUGCCUUUUCCGUCAGGGAGGGAACAUCCCUGCGGAGUUCUGCCCCUUAAUCCUGGGAACCGCUGGCUGAAUCCCCAUUUUCAGCCCAGAGGCUUCCUUCUCCAUUCCCUCCAGGAGCCUAGUAAGCUCUGCACCAAUUCUACACUGCCCCUUCCUUUUUUAAGGGGCGAAAGGCUGAGCACUCCCUUGCAUGGUAAGUGGUCUGUCACUCUGUCCCGCUGUGCAGCCGUGAUUGGCGGGAAGGACAAGUCCUCUGGCCCCGCCCCCGCCUGUGUUUGCCGCGCUUGGUGGGGUUUUUUGCAAAGGUGGAGAGCGAGAUUCCGGCGCUUGGACCUGAUGGAACAGCAUUCCCAAAUUUGACUGCUGUUAUUCGUCCUCCACCAGUGAGUCAGAGCCAAAAGAAGGCUAGUCCUUUCCUGCUGAAAGAGCUCUGGGGAACUGUUGCUCAGGACCUAGGCACUCCUGACGCAUCUUCUCAGUCUCACUCCUUUCUAUGGCUUCGCUGUGAAAUCACACGCACGUUUGUAGCCCUGUGAACCGCUCGGCUCUGUGCUCAGAGGAGGGGUCCAGGAAAACAUCAAGUGUUGGAAAGAGAGGGCUUCAGGGUACUGCGGGAGCUGUCUGAGGUGCUGAAACCUUCCAAGCGUUUGUCUCCACCAGCCCCAGAAGGGGUUAGAUGGCACGUUUUCAUUUCUGCCUUUCUGGUCCCUCAUGCCUUGGAUAAGACUCUUUCCAGGAUCGUGAAUAUCGCUCCGUAUCAUGGCCCACGUGAGACACUUUCGGACACUAGUUUCUGGAUUUUACUUCUGGGAAGCCGCACUGCUACUGAGUUUGGUUGCCACAAAGGAAACAAACAGUGCGAGAUCUCGAAGUGCUCCAAUGUCACCUUCCGAUUUUCUGGACAAGCUGAUGGGGAGGACGUCAGGGUAUGAUGCGAGGAUCCGGCCUAACUUCAAAGGUCCUCCAGUGAAUGUCACAUGCAACAUAUUCAUAAACAGCUUUGGCUCCAUUGCAGAAACGACUAUGGAUUACAGAGUGAAUAUUUUUCUUCGUCAGAAAUGGAAUGAUCCUCGUCUUGCAUACAGUGAAUAUCCUGAUGAUUCAUUGGACCUGGACCCGUCCAUGUUGGAUUCCAUUUGGAAACCAGACUUGUUCUUUGCUAAUGAGAAGGGGGCUAACUUCCAUGAAGUCACUACAGAUAACAAACUGCUAAGAAUUUUCAAAAAUGGAAAUGUCCUUUACUCAAUAAGGUUAACAUUAACACUGUCCUGUCCAAUGGAUCUCAAGAAUUUCCCAAUGGAUGUACAAACAUGUAUAAUGCAACUAGAAAGCUUUGGGUACACAAUGAAUGAUCUCAUUUUUGAAUGGCAAGAUGAGGCACCAGUACAAGUGGCCGAAGGACUCACUUUGCCCCAAUUUCUGUUGAAAGAAGAAAAAGAUUUGCGAUACUGCACUAAACACUACAAUACAGGGAAGUUUACAUGCAUAGAAGUGCGGUUCCAUCUUGAGCGGCAAAUGGGCUACUACUUGAUCCAGAUGUACAUUCCCAGCCUUCUGAUUGUUAUUCUAUCUUGGGUCUCAUUCUGGAUUAACAUGGAUGCAGCCCCAGCUAGGGUAGCUUUGGGCAUCACCACUGUGCUUACUAUGACCACACAGAGUUCUGGAUCCCGGGCUUCCUUACCAAAGGUUUCCUAUGUCAAAGCUAUUGAUAUUUGGAUGGCAGUGUGCCUCCUUUUUGUGUUCUCAGCACUUCUGGAGUAUGCAGCAGUGAAUUUUGUAUCAAGACAACACAAAGAACUUUUGAGAUUUCGACGAAAGAGAAAGAAUAAGACAGAAGCUUUUGCACUGGAGAAGUUUUACCGUUUCUCAGACACGGAAGAUGAGGUGAGGGAGAGCCGGUUCAGCUUCACAGCUUAUGGGAUGGGGCCAUGUCUGCAAGCAAAAGAUGGUGUGCUUCCCAAAGGCCCCAACCACGCUGUCCAGGUCAUGCCAAAGAGCCCUGACGAAAUGAGGAAGGUCUUCAUCGACCGGGCCAAGAAGAUUGACACCAUCUCCCGAGCCUGCUUUCCACUGGCGUUUCUGAUUUUUAACAUUUUCUACUGGGUUAUCUACAAAAUUCUUAGGCAUGAAGACAUUCAUCAGCAGCAGGAUUAAGUCUCUGAAAGCAUUACAAAAACACUGUAGUCAGAAGGGAGUUUCCCUGCCAUCAGAGUGGGUGUGUGUCCGUGUGAUAUGCAAGUGAUAGCCAAGGCAUCAAAACAGCACAUGGGGAAAGAGUUUAUUUUGAUUUUCUAUGUAACAUAAUGGGAAAGAUUGGUUUUUUUAAGGGAUACAAAAUACACAUUGUGGGGUCCUGUUUCAUAUUCCCGCAAGAUGAUCUGUUUCCUCCAUAGUGUCAAUGUAUGUUGUGUAUGUUAUACUAGCACAUACAGUAAAUAGGAUAACUACUUUGGCAUUUCUUGAUUUUUAAUCCAAUUAUAGCAAAUAAUGUGGAAUCAAGAUUUGCACAGUAAAAUUCAUGAAACAAGUAUAACAAAAUGAUGAGGACAAUAAAAAGUAAUAGUUUGAGGUAUAUAGUAUAUUUUAAAGUGAAAGUAACAAAAUCAUUCAGUGGCAAGUUCACUUCAGUUAGAACAUAGGAAUAUUGUAUAAACAACAUACAGUAACAAAAUAUUAAAUUGGAUGAUCAAAAUAAAAGCCACUGUUUAGGAUACUAAAUAUGUCUCUGUGGAAAUUUAAAAUAAACAUCUUAAGUAAUCAUGUUAUAUAAAAAUUCUAUGUAUCUUUGCAUCUCUAAGAAUGAAGAUAAAGAUACUGAAGACAGGCUUUGUAAAUAAGUGUUACAUUCAUUUUUAAUUAGUGCCAAACACUUAAAUUUUUAAGCCAAUACAGUUUUUGUUCUUGUUGUUGUUGUUGUUGUUAAAUUUAAUAGUAGCUUGUCUGGAUGUUUGGUGAUUUCAUGUAAUUAAACAAAAUUCAAUAAGAUUUUUCUAUUUAGUUUAGAAUGAGACUUUAAAUAUUAAUUAUACUAAAGUACUUACAUUUUGAUAUAAACAAAUUCAAGGAAAAGUAAAAAUAGAUUCAUGAAAGAAUUUUAAUCAGAACCAUUUUCUCAUGAAAGUUACAUGCGCAGCAAAUACCAUGGGUUUUAGUCCUAAAUGAGUGAAACGGAUCAACUGUAUCCAGGGAGAUUGCUUUAAUCUUUAUGGGUUAAUGAAUUCAAAAUGUAGUCAUUCACAAGUUGUGAGGAAUUUAAAAACAAUUUUGCUUGGAAUUUAUCCUUGGCCCAUGGCAUUAUCUCAGCUGCCAUGCCCUAGUCUUUCAGUCCCACAGCAGUUACUAGGAGAAAGUGUGUAACAGAAUUCUUGGCAAAAUUAAUCCAAGCUCUGAUUCAUUUACUCAUUUUCUUAAUUAUGACUGCCAUUCAUAUCAUAUUUGAAAAACUUUUAGAGUAAUUUUAGAUAUUUUAAUUAUUGAUUAGUCUAUAACAUUAUAUAAAGUGAAAACAUCAAGAAUUUUAAAAAAAUCUCAGAUGUGUUGUAGAAAAAUCAACUAUUUUUUAACCAAAUGGUACUAUUUUCUGACCUUCAACCACUCAGAAAACUCAAAGCAGAAACUGCCAUCUAAAACUAAAAACUUUUCAAUGUCUCUGUAGUUUGAUGAACCCAAUAAUAGAUUUUAAAAUUAACUAUUUUUAAAAAAAAAAAUCAUGCUAAGCAGUGUUUGCUAGUAAAAGGCAAAAUAUCGCUUUUAUAAGUAAUUUACACAAGGUAAGAACAUUGUGUUUGUGAUUAUAUGCAGUCAACAAGUAAAAUAGUUUGUUAUUGUGUGCUUCCUUUGCUUAAAAAAUACACAUCUAAAAGUUAAACAUACAUAUCAUUCUUUGCCAUCUAUGACCCAAAACCAUGGAAAUAUAUUCAUGUAUUAAAUAUUAGAACAAGAUAUGUUGUUUAUGCUGCGAGUUAGCCAGAGGGUUUGAAGUAAUGAUGAACUACACCCCUUCAAUGUUGGCAAAAUGUUUGCUUACAUUUUUCUGUGCUUUAUAUAUCUUAUUUCAAAAGUUUUCUGACAUUACUUAAAUUGAAUAAAUCCUGCCAGAAGCAAACAGAAAAAAAUAAUGAUCACAAACACUCAUAUGCCCCAAGGAAAGCCACAGGUGUGACUAGCCAUCAUAUUUGAGGUCAUUAAAUGUCUGGGUUUUUUUUUAUCUCUAAAGUUGGAAGGUAAUAUAUGAACCAUGAGAAAAUUUGUUGAGAAUGACAUUAGUUCUAUAAAAAUAUUGCUAUCUCAAAAGUACAUAUUCUUUAUCUUUCCUUAUAAAUAAUUCUUCUUUCUAUUACACUUACCCUGUCUUCCAACACAAACACUGAAAACAGCCUUCUCUUAUGAGGUAAUCCUUACAAGGCAAACAGGAAUGAAUCAAAGGGGCUUAAAGGAAUUUGUACCCUGUAAUGAACCAAUGAGAUAUUACAGAACUUUUACAACUGGAAUAAUAACAACAUCCUGAAGUAUUUGCCUCCAAAGGCCUCUGUCAAAUGAGAUUUUUUUUCCCUUAGUACUGAGGAUUGGAAGCAGAGGCUGUCAAAUGUUAAGGAAAAAAUUACUAAGCCCCAACGCGAGCCCAAAGACAGAAUCUUUUAAAUGAAAAUCAGAAAAAUAUCAAUGGUAAGAAAUAAUAUAAAUACCAUAUACACUAACUGCCAUUCACUUAAGAUGGAACUCCAGUGCAAACUCUCUAAAAUACUCUGAAUUAGCCAUAAUUCAUAUUCAUAUAUUAGAAGCUAUGAGGAAAGGUUGUACAUGAUGUUUAUUUUAUUUAAUAUUAAAAUGUAUGCAUUUUAACUUGAAAUAUUUGGUUCCACAGUACAUGUAUAUGUAAUCUGUUUUCUUUUUAGUGUAGAUAUACACAACUUUUUUUUUCUUUUUUUUUUUCUUCCGGGGUCUAGCCUCGGCUCAGGAUCAGGUCCUAAGAAGGGGUGUUGGUGCAAGGAAAAAUUUUGACAUCCGGGUGAUUUGCCCUCAAGUGACCCUGAAAAGCUUGAGCCAUCUUUAAUUAUUCUUCGACAGAGUGUUUUUCUACCAGACUUACAUGAACAGCUUUGUAAUUGGCUCCAAUUUUUGACUUUUAGGAAACACACCAUGUUUUACAAAAUACAUUAUAAUCAUUAUAAAACCCGCCAUUGUUCUCUUUUAUGCUUCCCCAAAUAUACCUCCUCACCCCUACAUAACCUUUUUCUAGACAUAGAGUUCAGCAUUUUUGCAGGCUUAACUAAAUAUCAAGCCAGACACAUUCUGUUCUCACAGCACUUCUGUCAGAUACUUGUGGUUACAAAGUUAAAAAGUGGUGGACAUGGGUACAAUGCUUUAAGGACAGCAAUACUCAAACCCAAACAAUCUUUUAUGCCUGAAAGAUAUGUUUUUGUGCAGAUUCCUUUUCUAUAGGAGGGUCCCAUAUCUCAAUCUCUCUACAAAAGGUAGACUUUGAUAAGGCACUGUGCCCAUCCUACCAUAUUUGCUUCUUCCACCAAUAUAAACUCCUAUGUAUAGUAAAGAAGGAUCCAUUCAUCCCCCAUUUUGCAUUGUAUUUUUUCCUCUUGUAGCAUACCAGAUCCUACCAAUGAUUCUAUGCUUGGUAUAUAGGGAACUUACUCUCAACAGUUGACACUAUGAAUAUUCCUGAGGCAUUUUUCCUACUUUGUGUAUACAUGCCUUACUCUUCUUUCCAGAACUGUAAGACAUGGUUAAUAUUCCAAGUGUUGUUUUUUCAUAUGUACCUAUUACUUCCUGCCACUACAGUUCUAUGAGUCUUCUUCUCCACAUGGUGUUCCUAUCUACCUUUUCCUUAGAAGAAGUAUUAAAAGCAAGAUCCGUUAAUUGUAACUGCCUCUAUUGAAUCAAAGGGGUUCCCAGGAUUAGGAGUUGUAAUUAGUAAUUCCAGAUUUUAAAAAAAAAUUAAAAGUGUCAGCCUCUUGCUGAUACUAAGAAAAAAUUCUAAAAACAAACAAACAAAAAAAACCAAAACAGAAUAUCCAGUGGAAAUGACAGCUACUGUGUGCAUGAUUAACAAAGUAAAACUAAAAAUCACCAAAGGAAUCAACAAUGUGAUAAGAGAAAAAAGAGCCUACAAGCUGCAUAAACUCAACAAAGCCCUGUGUUUGCCUCGUGAAGAUCCACUGGACAGGCAUGCAUAUGCCGAUCAAGACUAGGCUUCAUGGCUUCUGACACUUUCCCAGUCACUACAAGAUCUAGAUCUUUCUUUAUGACUUAUGGUAGCUAUCAGAACCACUGCAGAAAUGGGACAGAGAUGUUUAACUCCAUUUCUAUUCUCUCCAAAAGUUUUUCCAUAACACAUACCCAAAAAGCUAAUCCAGCUCUCAGCUGUGCUACACACAGAGAGUAUCAUGAAUGGCUUAAAUAUUUACCUUAUGCCAUAAUGAAUUCUUAUUGUAUGGAUAUAGUCUAAUAAACUUAAUUUUAAACUUUGAAUUAUAAAUGCAUGAGAAUCCAUAUAUACCUAUUACAUGAUCACAUGCAUUGAUUUUAUGAAUAUCCAGUAUCUAUAUAAGAUAUUGGAAGUUAUGAAAAUUGUAAAAAGUAAACUAUAUUCUUGACAGAAGGUGGUGAGUUCUUAGCUACUCUAAUAAUUUUGUAACUAAACAGACUAUUUGGAUAUAAUUAGGUGUAUCUUUCAUGUAGUUUUAAAAUUUACAUUCAUCUCAUUUUCUGAAAUCAUCGUCUUCUAUUCUCAUUGUGAUAUAACUUAACUGCUAGUUAAUUGGAAGAAUAGAAUAUAGUCACUAAAUUUCCUUUUAUUUAUAAAAUGUACACUCCAUGAAACUGACCUAUGAGAAUAUGAGAGGUAAGAAAAGUAAAAUAAGAAAUAUGUUUAGGGCUGGAGAGAUGGCUCAGAGGUUAAGAGCACUGACUGCUCUUCCAGAGGUCCUGAGUUCAAUUCCCAGCAACCACAUGGUGGCUCACAACCAUCUGUAAUGAGAUCUGGUGCCCUCUUCUGACCUGUAGUCAUACAUGCUGUAUACAAAAUAAAUAAAUAAAUCUUUUUAAAAAAAAAGAAAUAUGUUUAAUAUCAAAAUUUUGAAAAUGGAAGCACUCCAAUGCAAUCCACUCCAAAAUAGAUUUCACACAUUUUACAGCGUAUACAACAUCAUAAACUCUUUAAAUUAGUAGCAUAUGCUCUGUCUUUCUCAGACAAAUUGGUCAGUAUUUAUUGAUACUAAAAAGACAAAGACAAUAAGACAGUGGACAUUUUGAUCAGCAUAUUAGGAACACAUUAGUAUGAUUUCUAACCAUGUGGCAAUUUAAUUUGACAAUCAACCCAAGGCAAUUAUAGUCAGUGAAAGUACAACCUAUAAACAUAAGAAGUAUUUUACCACAGUGAGGAGAUUGUUAUAGUAGUGAUUAAAAGAACUUUUAUCUCAUCUUUGAAAUUGCAAGGCUCUUUUAAUUAAUACCUACCAAUCGAGCACAGUUAUAACAUAUAUUCCUGGCCUGUUAAUUUGUAUUCAUUUUUAACAAGAUGGUUCUGAUUGUAUUGCCUAUUGACUUUAAGGCUGAGCAACAAGCUGCUUUAGAGGUAUCAAUCCUUUUUGUUCUGUGGCUUUGAGGAGACUGUAAACUUGCAGUAAAUUGCUGGCUUUGGGGCAUUUGGGGGAAAGAAUGUAGUUAUCAAAACUGCACAAUAUUUUAAAUGUCAAAUUUGAAGUCCUAUAAAACUGGACCCAAGAUUGUCUAGCCUGCACCAAUAAAUCCAUAGAAGUUCCCAAGUGUUUUUCAAAUAAUUUUAAGAAGACCAUCUUAGCUGAAUGUAUGUGAAAAAUGAAUGGGUAGUGGAAAGUAUUGACACAAAGUUUAGAAUUCUAUGAAAGACUUACAUGUUGAAUAUAACAACUGAGUCAUAUUCUCAUCAAUGCCUUCAGAAUUCAUUACUGCAUUUUCUUUGGGGUCUUACAAUUCUAUCAAUAACACUACAUUACUUCCCUUAGGAAUGUGGCUCAAUGGAAGAGUGCUUGCCUGGCACCUAUAAGAUCCAGGGUUCAAUCCAACACUACUGAUCAUAAUAAUACACUGUUUAGACUGUCUCCUAGCUCUCAUAUAUAGAGAGAGGGCAGCAGCCUCUUCCAUUGUAGCGUAAUCUGUGUAAGCAAAGAUUAGCUGUAAUCCCAAAAUGAUGUUUCCUUUCUUAGAGGGAAAUUCCACUUCAUUCCAAUUAGAGUUCACUGUACAGUUCCUAAUACCCACUGCCACUGUUUUUGACCAUUCAAUAUCCUAUUACUAUUAAUUCAUUUAAGAAAUUCACUGCAACACUUUGUCAAAUAGUAAGAUGUAUUCAGUCUUGCAAAAUAGUGAAUUAUUAAAUUGUUUAUUUAGUAAAAAAAAAAUUGGCAAAAGUUCUAUGUAAAUUAUUUGCAGUAACUUAGUCUCUACCUCCAAGUUAGCAAUUAUUUUAAAUUAAUAAUGUAUGAAAUAUAUUUCAGAUAUAAAGAUAUGUAAAAUCCUGGAAAGAAAUACAAUUUAAAAAAAACUAUGAAGUAAACAUAAUGAUUUUUAUUUAGAAUAAAGGAGUAAUUAAAAUAUAAUGAUCAAUUACGUUUUUAUUUUAAGCAAAAAUAUCUUCAGAGAAUACCAGUUCCACACAGAGUGUCUAUCCAAGCUUGUUAAUGUACUGGAGGGGUAAGGAACUCUGAAUUAAAUGCCAAAAAAGGAUUCAGAUGUAAAACUGUACUUGAACUUGUUUGAAUAAUUUUGCAUUUCUCUACUGUUUCAUCUUUAUGAAUUAUGCAAAGGCUUUUCCUUAAGCUUACAUUUAAAUGUAUGAUGAGUGAUGAUACUUGGGAAAAAAAGUGGUGAAGCAUCUUGACAUUUUAGGGUUAUUAUGGAAUGUAGUGUGGGAAACAAAAUAAAAAGAAAUCAUGUCAUAUAUUUUUUGAUGAAAUCUCUUUACACGAUGUGUAGUGACUUCAUAAUAUUAGUGAGAAAAAUAUUCUAAAAGACUAUUCCACAGAAAAGUAUUGCUAUUUUAUUAUGCUAAUUAUUUUUCUGUACAUCCAAAGUGUAUCUUCCUGAGUGGGACACUUGAGUCUGUUGUUCUGUCUAGAUUGAUGUCACAUUUUUCAGGGCAUUGAGCUUUAAAUGUAUUAAAAUGUGAUGCACGGUUUUACCAAGUUGCUUUUUGUUAUAUUACAUUUAGUUUUAUUUUGCAGCCAACAAACUCUCUAAUCAAUCAUUAACCUAUGAACCAUAUAUGGUCUUCCUCAUGUAACUGCAGAUAAUUUAAUAAAAAUUAUAAUAAAAACGAAUGUUUUUUAA